CGCUGGACCGAGGUGAUGGGGGACCCCAAGGAGGCGGGGGCCGAGGCUCCGCCGGCCGGGGCCACUGCGCCCGGAGGACUCAGCCUGCUGUCCCAGGGAGAGGCCGAGGAACCCGCGCAGGGGUCGGCUCUGUUUCUGGGAGGCAGCGAGGUGAAGAGCCGGGCCGUGGUGAAGUACUCCUCUGCCCCUCCCCGGGCAGCCUUCGCGCGCCUCGAAGAGAAAACAGACUUGAAACUCCCACCUGCCAACUGGUUACGAGAGAGCGCCAGACUCGGGCCGGCGGGGACCACCAUUCUUGGCAACAGUAAGAAAAGCAAGCCCUUUUCAAGCUUUGGAAUGGCGUAUGACUUCAUUGAUUCCGUGGGAAACGAUGUCGACGUUGUUUCUGACUCUGAGAACAUAAAGAAGCUCCUGAAGAUCCCCUACAGCAAGUCCCACGUGAGCAUGGCGGUGCACCGCGUCGGGAGGACGCUCCUGCUGGACGAGCUGGACAUUCAGGAGCUCUUCAUGAGGUCGUCGCAGACUGGUGAUUGGACGUGGCUGAAAGAGUUUUAUCAGAGACUUAUUGAUCAGAAGUGGCAGAGGAAGAAAAAGAGCAAAGAGCACUGGUAUCAGAAGGCGAUUCUCUCCAAGUUUUUAUAUUACAGUAUCAAUGGCGACGGAGCCGCCCAACCUGUCCCAUCCGCUGCAGAACAGCAGGAGUCAUCCAGUUCAGACCAGACCAGCGACUCGGGUGGGGCCUCCUGGCCCGCCCCCUUCGAAAUGCCUGCUUCAGUUUCUGAAGAUCCCAGUGCUUCCAGUCAGGGAAGUGAGCCUCUUGAACCCUUAUACAUAGUGGGGCAUGUGGCCUCAGCCCCCAAAGAACAAAACCUGACUCCUUUAUUCAGUGACGGGGAGAACAGUCAGGGUCUUAAAAAUGAUUUUGUUCGGAAUAUUCUGUGGACAUUUGAAGACAUACACAUGUUGGUGGGCUCCAACAUGCCCAUAUUUGGAGGCGGCCGGUACCCAGCAGUCAGCUUGCGUCUCAGGGAUAACAACAAACCAAUUAACGUGCUAACUGGAAUUGACUACUGGUUGGACAACUUGAUAUGCAAUGUACCAGAGCUUGUGAUGUGUUUUCAUGUAAAUGGAAUUGUACAGAAGUAUGAAAUGAUAAAGACAGAAGAGAUUCCCAACUUGGAAAACUCUAAUUUUUCUACUAAAGUCAUAAAAGACAUUGCACAGAAUAUUUUGUCAUUUCUGAAAUCGAAUUGUACCAAAGAAGGACAUACCUAUUGGCUAUUUAAAGCGAGUGGCAGUGACAUAGUGAAGCUCUAUGAUCUCACUACCCUUUGUGAAGAAACAGAAGACAAGUACCAAAAUCCAUUCACCAUGCCCGUGGCCAUUCUCUUGUAUAAGGUUGCUUGCAACAUGAUGAUGAAGAAGAAUCAAAAUAAGAAACACUACGGAACUAUCAGAACGUUGCUUCUUAAUUGUGUUAAAUUGUUGGAUAAAAGCAGACAUCCUCAAAUUAUUGCUUCAGCCAAUUACAUGCUUUCAGAACUUUUUCAACUGGAUGAACCUAAAAAAGAAGAAAGUUCAGAGUCACCUUUAAAUGAGAAUUCUGAUGAAAGUUACAGCGAAGAGGAGGAGGAGAUGGCAGACAGCGACGAAAAUGGAUCCUACUGCCCCCACUCUGACCCUCCAGAUGAUAACAAAGCAGUAGCUAUAAUUAAGUCUGUUGGAGAAUUGUCAGUUCCAGAAAAGUACAAAUCCAUUCAUCAAAUCAGACCCAGCUGUGCGUUCCCAGUUUGCCACGACACAGAGGAACGCUGCAGGCUUGUGCUCAGCUAUGUUCUGGAGGGUUUAAAAUCCGUGGAUAGCAGCAUUAAGAAAGAAAGCGACCUCCCUGCAGCUGACCCCAACACCCCAAUCCCAUUAAAAUAUGAAGAUGAAUCCUCAAGGGGGGGUCCUGAGGGUCUGGAGAAGCAAAUGGCCUUGUUUCUGGACAAAAUGGGCUCCCUUCAGAAGGGUAAUUAUUCCAGCCAGUCUGGAAUGAUCCCUGGCUCUUGGCAACAUAAAAUGAAACUCCAGCUGAUUCUCAAGUCAUCAAAGGCCUAUUAUGUUUUGUCUGACGCUGCCAUGAGUCUUCAGAAGUAUGGAAGAGCAUUACGAUACAUUAAGUUAGCUUUGCAGAGCCACGACACUUACUGCUGCCUCUGCACCAACAUGCUUUCCGAAGUGCUGCUCUUUCUUUCUCAGUACCUGACGCUCUGCGGCGACAUCCAGCUGAUGCUGGCCCAGAACGCCAGCAACAGAGCAGCGCACCUGGAGGAGUUCAACUACCAGACCAAAGAAGACCAGGAGAUACUGCACAGCCUCCACCGGGAGUCCAGCUGCCAAGGAUUUGCGUGGGCGACUGAUUUGUCUACAGACUUGGAAAGUCAGCUUUCAGUCAGUUGUAAAUGUUAUGAGGCUGCUAACGAAAUCUUGCAAUUUAGUGACUUAAAAAGCCAAAACCCAGAACACUACGUACAAGUCCUGAAGAGAAUGGGCAACAUCAGAAAUGAGAUCGGUGUGUUCUACAUGAAUCAGGCCGCUGCGCUGCAGGGUGAGAGAGUGGUGAGCAAAAGCGUGUCUACUGCAGAGCAGCAGUUGUGGAAAAAAAGCUUUUCUUGCUUUGAAAAAGGAAUUCACAACUUUGAGUCCAUUGAUGAUGCUACAAACGCUGCCCUUUUGCUGUGUAACACGGGGAGACUCAUGCGGAUUUGUGCGCAGGCGCACUGCGGCGCAGGGGAUGAGUUUAAACGCGAGUUUUCACCAGAAGAAGGCUUGUAUUAUAACAAGGCCGCCGACUACUACCUGAGAGCCCUGCGGUCCCUGGGGGCCCGCGACCGGCACCCUGCGGUGUGGGACUCCGUGAGCUGGGAGCUGUCCACCACCUACUUCACCGCGGCCACGCUGCAGCAGGACCACGCCCCGCUGUCCAGGAAGGCGCAGGAGCAGAUUGAAAAAGAAGUCAGUGAGGCCAUGAUGAAAUCCCUGAAGUACUGUGACGUGGACUCGGUGUCUGCGCGCCAGCCCCUCUGUCAGUACCGCGCCGCCACCAUCCAUCACAGGCUGGCGUCCAUGUACCACAGCUGCCUGAGGAACCAGGUUGGCGACGAGCAUCUCCGGAAGCAGCACCGGGUGCUGGCCGACCUCCACUACAGCAAGGCGGUGGCGCUGUUCCAGCUCCUGAAGGACACGCCGUGUGAGCUGCUGCGCGUGCAGCUGGAGCGGGUGGCCUUCGCCGAGUUCCAGAUGAGCAGUCAGAACAGCAACGUUGGGAAGCUGAAGACACUGUCCGGGGCUCUUGACGUGAUGGUGAGAACUAGGCAUGCAUUCCAGCUCAUCCGAAAGGAACUGGGCGAGGAGCGGGGGCAGCCUGCCGGUGCCGACACACCUCCAGCUGCCGAGUCUGCUCCGGGUCUGAACCGGGAAGAGGUGCUGAAGCUCCUGGGGAUCUUUGAGUCCCGGCUGUCGUUCCUGCUCCUCCAGUCCAUCAAGCUGCUGUCUCCAGCCAAGAAGAAAGCCAGCAAUAACAUAGAAGAAGACGUAGCCCUCAAAACCAACAAGCAGAUUUACUCCCAGCUUCUGAGAGCCACCGCGAACAGGAACACGAGUCUCCCGGAAAGAGUCGACGUCCUCAUCCGCCUGCUCGACCAGCUGGCUCGGGGCAGCGCCGCCCCGUGACCCGGCCAGGGCUGUGUCCGCACAGAUGCCAUCCCUCCGUGCCUUCUGCACUCCGGCCACGCUGUCCACUCGGUGCUCCGUUCAGUAAACCCUUGGGAAGUGCCCCUGCGACCGGCCCGGCGGAAGUGCAGCCUCUUUCCCCGGCACAUGGCCGAGCUCUCCGGCUCCAUCGAGGGUGCGAGAUCGGACGCGCGAGACCGGCGCCCCUCUGUGGGGAGCGUGUGGCGCGGCGCAGUUACACUUCACGUGUUUUGAGUGUGUUAAGCUACAUGGGCUAAGACAAUUAUUUUGGAUUAAUGUUACGUUAGGACAAGGGGGCGGUCAUCCAGGGCACUUGGGUGGCUCACGGGGGUUGAAUCACCCCGCUCCCUUCCGAGAGGCGCAGAACGCGGUCCCUCGGCUUCCGUGCGGACUUCUGGCAGGAGCUGCUGUGCGGGCCUCGUGUUCAGUGCAUGUCGGGGUCCCGUCUCGGACUCGGGGUGCAGUUCCCCAGUAAUAGGGUCUACCCCCAUUUUUAUUUUAAACUUGAAACUGUGA
Messenger RNA from Molossus molossus (Pallas's mastiff bat), 4251 nucleotides. RefSeq names its product erythroid differentiation regulatory factor 1 (gene EDRF1). Gene Ontology annotation, biological process: positive regulation of DNA-templated transcription. The transcript has 25 exons. The record is from RefSeq and is a predicted model, not a curated record. Bases 16 to 3714 code for a protein of 1232 amino acids. NCBI's taxonomy places the organism in Eukaryota, Metazoa, Chordata, Mammalia, Chiroptera, Molossidae.